Messenger RNA from Aspergillus candidus, 2052 nucleotides. Its product is annotated as SMEK family protein. Gene Ontology annotation, biological process: DNA damage response; protein dephosphorylation. The transcript is spliced from 4 exons. Gene Ontology annotation, cellular component: protein phosphatase 4 complex; nucleoplasm. NCBI's taxonomy places the organism in Eukaryota, Fungi, Ascomycota, Eurotiomycetes, Eurotiales, Aspergillaceae. The record is from RefSeq and is a predicted model, not a curated record. Gene Ontology annotation, molecular function: protein phosphatase activator activity. The annotation marks the transcript as partial.
UUUGGAGCCGCCGUGCAUGUUCUGACCAGCUUAGAUGAUCCCGAAUUCCCCACCCACAAAGCCAACCAUCGGCAAUACCUCGCGGACCAGUCGCGCUUCAAAGAGGUCGUUCCGAUCAAAGAUCCCCUUAUCCGCCGGAAAAUCCGUUACACGUGGCGCCUGCAGUAUCUGAAGGAUGUGGUCCUGGCGCGCAUAUUGGACGACCCGACCUUCUCCGUCCUCAACUCCCUCAUCUUCUUCAACCAGGUCGAGAUCGUGAAUCAUAUCCAGUCCAACGGCCAGUUUUUGAGAGAACUGUUCUCCGUCUUCGGCCCCCGCGCCCCCGAUGCAAAACGCAAGGAGGAUGCCGUGCAGUUCCUCCACCAGUGUGCCGGUAUCGCGAAGAACCUGCAGGCCCCCGCGCGGGCCAACCUGUUCGCCAACUUCAUCACCAACGGCCUGUUCGCGGUCAUCGCCUUCGCCAUCAAGCACCCGAACCCGUCGCUGCGGACGACCGGCAUCGACAUCCUCGUGGCGCUCCUCGACCACGACCCGAUCAUGAUGCGCGGCUACAUGCUGCGGGCCGCCAGUGAGAAGAGGACCCCCCUGACCGAUACGCUCAUCGAUCUGCUCCAUGUCGAGUCGGACUUGGGGGUGAAGAACCAACUGGCGGAUGCCGUCAAGGUCCUGCUGGACCCCCAGAUCCCGAUGCAGGAUCCGAUGGGUCGCAUGGGACCGGACCAGUAUGCCAAACGGCCCGGCAUCCUCCCCGAGGCGGCGGUUCAGGCCCAUUUCGAGGAAUCCGCCAAGCGGCUCUUCAUGCCACUGAAGCGCCUCGAAAACCGUGCCACCCUGAACGAUCUGACCUUCCAAGAAGUCGCCCUGCAUUCGCACCUUGUCGACAUCCUCACCUUCUUCGUCCGCCAACACCUCUACCGUAGCCGUAGUGUCAUCCAUAACGAAGCGCUGGCUCCUCGUGUGGCUAGGCUCCUCACCGUCCCCCAGAAACAUCUGAAACUGACCGCCUUGAAAUUCUUCCGCUGCCUGAUCAGCCUCCAGGACACGUUCUACCAGGCGCUGAUGACGCACAACAAUACGUUUGGCUUGAUCCUGGACAUCGUCUACGAAACGAUGCCCCGCGACAAUCUCCUCAACUCGGCUUGCCUGGAGCUGUUCGAAUGCAUCAAGCGGGAAAAUAUCAAACCGUUUGUCCUGCACGUUGUGGAGAAAUACGGCGAGAAGCUGAAGAAUAUCACCUACGUGGAUACUUUCCAGAGCUUGAUCCUUCGCUACGAGCAGAUGCAGGGCUACGGGGCAGAGGGGGACUCCGCCAUCCUCUCCUCGCAGGAGGAUAUGACGCCGACUCGUGGGAUACCGGCCAACGGGCAACGCUGGCAGGGGGCCCGGGAGAUGGAUUCCGCGGAGGAAGAGUACUUUAACACAUCUGAUGACGAGGAUGAGUGGCCACAGGGCCAAGGGCCUAAUGCAACAACGGGCGCCCAGACGUCCAACGGCGUGGUCUCACCGGUGGUCAAGCCGCUGGUGGAUUACCCCGAUGAUGACGAUGACGACGCGAUGGACACGAACCCGGAAGCCGAGGCGGAGCAAAAGUCGGCACAACAAUCAUCCCGAGAGACCGACCUGCCAUCCCACGAUCCGGCCACCGACUCCCCCGAAUCACCCUCGACACCGGGAUCCCAAGUCGUGCAGACCCCGCCGGAACGACUGUCGGAGAAGCGACGACGGGAAGAGGAGGACGAUGACGAGCUCGUCAAGUUGACUUCGGGCCCCAAACGCAGAAGCUCGACAAACGCUGGACCUGGGAGUGCGGGACUUCUCCGGAGACAGCGGACAAUCUCGUUUGGGUCUGCGCCUGGUGGCAGCGAGAAGGCGGCGGCCGCUCAGGGUGCAUCAGGCGGCGGCAGCGGUGGAGGUGUCAGCGCAGCACCGAAGCGGAUUGCGAUCAAUCUCGGUUCGGCCAACAAACCGGCGCCGUCAGACACGAGCCCUACGACCCAAACAUCCAGCGAGAAGGAGAACCAGGGCCAAGAAGCCAAUCGCGAACGUGAAUGA